AUGUCUGUCGACUACCUUCUGCACGAGUCCCCCGUGGGCUAUGCCGUCUUCAAGGUGCAGCUUCAGGCUGACACCAUCGGCAACCGCCUGAAGGAGGUCCAGCAAAAGGGCAAGGACCUCGCGACUUUCGGCAAGAUGGUCGCUGUCCAGGGCUUUGCUCCCUUCCAAGGCGCUGCCCAGGCUCUCGAGAACCAGAACGACAUUUCCGAGGGCAUCUGCUCCGACUACCUCAAGUCGAUCCUCGAGAUGCACAUUCCCAACCCCGGCAAGAAGAACAAGGUCACGCUCGGGGUUCAGGAGAAGAACCUGGCUGGUAGCAUCAAGGCGAACUUCCCGUACAUCGAGUGCGAGACCGCCGAAGUCAGCGAGGUCGUCGCUGAUCUUCUGCGUGGUCUCCGUCUCCACGCACCCAAGCUUCUCAAGCAGCUUCAGGACGGCGAUGUCGACCGUGCUCAGCUUGGUCUUGGCCACGCCUACUCCCGCGCCAAGGUGAAGUUCAGCGUCCAGAAGAACGACAACCACAUCAUCCAGGCCAUUGCCACCCUCGACCAGCUCGACAAGGCUGUCAACACUUUCUGCAUGCGCGUGAGGGAAUGGUACGGCUGGCACUUCCCCGAGCUUGUCAAGAUUGUUCCCGACAACCACAAGUAUGUCAAGCUCGCCAUCUUCAUUGGCAACAAGAGCACCCUGAACGAGGAAAAGCUGCACGACCUGGCUGCCAUUGUGGACGAUGAUGAGUCCGUUGCGACGGACAUCAUCAACGCCGCUCGCGUGAGCAUGGGUAGGGACAUCUCCGAGACGGAUUUGGACAGCGUUAUGCUGUUUGCCAACCGCGCCCUGAGCCUUUCUUCGUACCGCAAGUCCCUGAGCGGUUACCUUGUCAGCAAGAUGAACGUUGUUGCGCCCAAUCUGGCUGCUCUCAUUGGUGAGACUGUUGCGGCUCGCCUCAUCUCCAAGGCUGGCAGCUUGACCAAUCUGUCCAAGUACGCGGCUUCCACCGUCCAGAUUCUCGGUGCCGAGAAGGCUCUCUUCAGAGCGCUCAAGACUAAGGGCAACACUCCCAAGUACGGUCUGAUCUAUCAUUCUUCGUUCAUCGGCAGGGCUGGCGCCAAGAACAAGGGCCGCAUCUCCCGCUUCCUCGCCAACAAGUGCACGAUUGCUUCAAGGAUUGACAACUUCUCGGAAAACCCGACGACCAAGUUCGGUGAGGCUCUGCGUGCGCAGGUUGAGGAGCGUCUCGAGUUCUACCGCACUGGUGUUGCGCCCACCAAGAACGAGGUUGCCAUGGCAAAUGCUAUGGACAAGGUCCUCGCCGACAUCGAUGUCGACGGUGGCGAAGCAAGCGAAGACGAGAAGCCGGCCAAGAAGGAGAAGAAGGAGAAGAAGGAGAAAAAGUCCAAGAAGUCCAAGGACGUGGACGGUGACGUGUCGAUGGUUGAUGGCGAGGAGAAGGAGGACAAGAAGGAGAAGAAGAAGAAGCGCAAGAGCGAGGGCGCGAUCGAUGAGUCGGACAAGAAGAAGAGGAAGGCCGAGGGCGAGAAGAAGGACAAGAAGAAGAAGAGAAAGUCGGAGUAG
This is a messenger RNA of Diplodia corticola, 1575 nucleotides long. Its product is annotated as nucleolar protein nop56. Bases 1 to 1575 code for a protein of 524 amino acids. The transcript has 3 exons. Gene Ontology annotation, molecular function: snoRNA binding. The record is from RefSeq and is a predicted model, not a curated record. Lineage: Eukaryota; Fungi; Ascomycota; Dothideomycetes; Botryosphaeriales; Botryosphaeriaceae. Gene Ontology annotation, cellular component: box C/D methylation guide snoRNP complex; small-subunit processome.